Molecule: messenger RNA, 5715 nt
Organism: Strigops habroptila (Kakapo)
Lineage: Eukaryota; Metazoa; Chordata; Aves; Psittaciformes; Psittacidae
Gene: UVRAG
Product: UV radiation resistance associated
Exons: 15
Coding region: 679-2778 (699 amino acids)
Biological process (GO): SNARE complex assembly
Cellular component (GO): endosome; lytic vacuole
Molecular function (GO): SNARE binding
Source: RefSeq, a predicted model, not a curated record
CAUAGUGAAGAGUGAUGGAAGGUUCCCUCCCCAUCACAUCCUUCCUUCAGCUAACUCUGUUUUUCCUGUUUGCUGAGAGUUGGCUUUUGGUUCACUGGGCAGGGGGCCCACGUUUUAAUUUUGGAGAGCAUUAGGAGCAAGGUUAAGUGAGGAAGUCAAGGCUCUGCGUGAGGGUUUAGCAAUCUCUAUCAGCCGAAGUCUGUGCCCUUUCCCCUCUUGCAUGCAGUGACUUUUAUUGCAUGGGAGCUUAAGUGGUCGUGGGGGAGAGGGGGGUAAUUAUUUAGCAAAGGCAUCUUUUUCUUUAGAAAUGGUGUAAGAUGUGACUCUGCUUGAAGUUGUGGUUCAUUGCCUCCGGGCAGUCGAUGUUAUUAAGGAGCAGACACUCUGAGUUACUUGAGCUGUGUGUUACAAGGUGUGAAAACGAAGCAUUACUAGAGGAAAAAUCAAUAGAUACCAACUUGAAAUGAAGAUACAACUGCUCCAUGGCUAAACAUGAUUUACCAGGCGUCCAAAAAGAGGGAGUGGAGAUGGGUCUUGGCCACUGGAGCUAUGCAAGUAUUGACCCUAAUUUGAGAGCAAGUAUUUAAACUGUGGCCUGUUCCAUGUUAAUGCACACAAACACCACUACUGCUUUGGACGGACUUUACAGGGAGCAGUGGCUCAUUCAGGAGAUGCAGUAUGGCCUUUUCCUUGCUGAAUUCUUGCUUUUACUCUUUCCCAGGCUUGUGCAAGAACCAAGUGAAUGCCGCAGGGAGAGAAGCCUCAGUUAUUAGUUAUGGGGCUUCAUCUGUGAAACGCCGGCUUCGCCACCUUCGCAAUAUCGCUGCCCGGAACAUCAUCAACAAGAAUGGAUAUCGCCUCUUGGAUACGUACUUCACUCUUCACUUGUGUGAUAACACCAAGAUAUACAAAGAGUUUUAUAAGAGUGAGGUGAUCAAGAAUUCUCUGAAUCCGACAUGGAGGAGUCUGGACUUUGGGAUAAUGCCUGAUCGUCUCGAUACCUCUGUCUCUUGCUUUGUUGUGAGGAUCUGGGGUGGCAAGAAGGAGCACUUCCAGCUUUUGAUUGAAUGGAAGGUCAAUCUGGAUGGGUUGAAGUACUUGGGCCAACAGAUACAUGCAAGAAACCCCAAUGAGAUUAUUUUUGGUCUCAACGAUGGUUAUUACGGAGCUUCGUUUGAGCAGAAGGAUCACUCAGGUACCCUGAAGAACAGUCUUCUCCAGGUGGAUCAGAACUGUGUUCGUAACUCGUACGAUGUCUUCUCUUUGCUUAGGCUUCACAGAGCCCAGUGUGCAAUUAAACAGACUCAGGUAACUGUUCAGAAAAUAGGAAGGGAGAUUGAAGAAAAGCUGAGAUGUACAUCCACGAGCAAUGAACUGAAAAAGGAGAGUGAAUGUUUACAGCUGAAGAUCCUGGUGCUACGCAAUGAACUGGAGAGGCAGAAGAAGGCCCUUGGUCAAGAAGUAGCCUUGUUGCACAAGGGAAAAAGUACUUUGCAUGACAGAGGAAAUGCAUUUGAGAGUGAAUACCAGAAACUUCAAGAGCAUAGUGAAUCCCUGCAUGAAUUAAGAAAGGAAUGCACUGCCAAGAGAGAACUGUUUCUGAAGACACAUGCCCAGCAGACUAUUCGAUGCAAGCAACUGCUGUCAGAGCUCUCCUACAUCUACCCUAUUGACCUGAAUGAUCAGAAGGAUUACUUUGUUUGUGGAGUCAAGCUUCCUAAUUCUGAAGACUUUCAAGCAAAAGAUGAUGGAAGCAUUGCCGUUGCCCUGGGCUACACCGCUCACUUGGUGUCAAUGAUAUCCUACUUCUUACAAGUGCCACUCAGGUAUCCAAUAAUUCACAAGGGCUCCCGGUCUACAAUUAAAGACAACAUCAAUGACAAACUGACAGAGAAAGAGCGAGAGUUUCCUUUAUAUCCAAAAGGAGGAGAGAAGCUUCAGUUUGAAUAUGGAGUGUAUCUUCUCAACAAAAAUAUAGCACAGCUUAGAUAUCAACAUGGGCUGAGUACUCCAGAUCUACGGCAAACUCUUCCUAACCUGAAAAACUUCAUGGAGCUCGGGCUAAUGGUGAGAUGUGAUCGACACCAUACAUCCAACGCAAUUCCCGUUCCAAAGAGACAGAGCUCUAGCUUCGGCAGGUUGGAUAUUGGCUUUUCCAGUGGGCUUCCUUCUCCAGAUAAAGGACUCCGAAAACGAGCCAGCACAGGAAACGAGAGACUACAACACAAAACUCCUCCUCCUAGUUACAACUCUGCUUUAACACAGCCCGUUGCCAUCGCAGCCCGUGUAGGAGAGUUAGAUAAAAAACCUGGAUCAAUAUCUUCUUCCUUGGAUACCUCUAUGGACUCCUCGAAAGGAAUUACCAAGAAAGGUGAGAACUUGUGCAGCAGUUUAAAUGGAGAAAACGGGAGCUUAAACAACACCCAAGACCAGCAGGAAUCUUUCCUAGGACCUACUAGUGCAAUAAAUGGGGCUUUCCUGCCUGGUGAGUGCUCUGGCACCACAAGCAACGAGCAGCCCUGUGAGUUCCGCCCCGCGCUCAACCCCGUCCUUUGCUGCACCGUGGAGCAAGCAGAGGAGAUCAUGGGGAUGGAAGCGACGGGGUUCAGCUCGGGAGAUCAACUAGAAGACUUUAACUCCAUCCCAGUGGAACACGCCGUGGCGGUGGAAUGUGAUGAACAAGUCCUAGGAGAGUUUGAGGAGUUCUCUCGAAGGAUCUAUGCACUGAACGAGAACAUGUCCAGCUUCCGCAGGCCGCGGAAGAGUUCGGACAAGUGAGCUGGGGACCAGGGGAUUGAUAGCAAACAUUGAGGUGAAAUCAGUGAUUUGGGAAUAGAAAGAAAAUUGCACUUAUUCUUUAUAUUAAUUAUAUAAAAAAGAAAAAAUAAAACCAGCUAAAGCUAUUUCCUAUGGUGAUAGACAAAUGGACUUGAGCACGAUAACACAGGAUCAUGGUAUAUUCACAGCCCAGGUACAUUUUCAUUCUGCUUCCAGUCCUCUUAUAUGGUAUUUAUAAUCUGUUGGAAGGUUGGUUUUUGGGAUUGGGUUUUUUUUUUUAGGCAUUGGAAUCCAUUUAUAAAGGCUUUCCUGGAAACAACUUCUAGUGUUGAUCAGGCCCUUCUAUGAGUAUUUGUUCAUUUCUUAAUUAGUCUGUAGAGUUAAAUUGAGUUUAAUCCUGUUCAGAAAGAAAAAGUUAAUUUAAAAGCACGUUUAUGGUCAGAUCUCUUUACCUUCUCCUAUGUACUCCUGUGUUUUCUUGAGCUAUGUAGUCAGUGUUCCAGAAAUACCAUGGAUUUUUGUUUUCUUUACCAUUGGACAGCUUUCUCUUGGCUGUGCUCUGUAGCCUUUCAAGUUCUAGUUUGCACUGAUGGGUCUUCAGUUGGUGAUGUGAACUUGCCAGAGAAUGAGCACCUCUGUGAUAUCUGCAGUUUCCUUGCACCUGAUGAAUCAGAAAUGACAUCUGGUCUUUCCUUUUCCCUCCUCCUUCAUAUUGUUCCUACCAGUAGAAGCCUUGAGGACUAAAUCACCUCUAAGGUUCCAUAUAAAAGUCUCAGCCUGAACAUUCCCCACUUCAACCUCAUCAGUAGGGACCUAACAAAUGCACCAAGUGGGGUUCAGUGACCACCCUUUGAGGCAUCUAACGGGGUCCAUGUGCCACGAGGCCCUUCACAAGAGCCUUCAUUAUAAAACCCAGCCUGAAAAUGCAGUCAGUGCUUUGGAAUUAGGCAAAUCUGUAGAAAGGAGGCACUCAGCAUCAUUCGUCUCCCUGAAUACCCUUUUAACUAUCUGUACUUUGAGGGAAGAAACCUCCAGUGCUUUGCUGGAGAUGUGGUUUUGCUCUUAGGUAGGUUACCACUGGCACAUGUGUUCAGCUGCACUAAUGGGAAAGCAAUUUGCAGCCUGUUUAGUGAUUCCUGGUAUUUGUUUCAGUUUGGAUUUCAUUGCUCUUUGCUUUCUAUAUUGUAUACCCAAGAAUUGGGGCUCGGGUUUGAGCUCUCAAAUAUAAAGAUAUAUAGCAGAAUAAACACCACUUCCUCAUGCCUGGCUUUUUUUCCCCCCCCCUCCCUGGUCUGUGCUUUCUUUUGAACCAAUGACCUAGUCUUUUUCCUAACUUCAACUAAGGCUAGCCUAAAUUAAUUUCAAUUGUGGAUAUGUAUAACCUCAACUAUCUGUUGUCAAAGCAAGACGUGUAUGUGAGAACCAAUAUACAUCAUAAUAGCACUCUUCUAGAAUAUGCAUCUUUCCAGGUAACACCUUAAUGAUUGUAGUAAAACUAUAUUCACAUUUCUUCUGUUAGCUUUUAAGGGUUGUGUCUGCACUUGUGUUGCUGGAUCGAGCCUUGCUAUAGUGAUUCAUGGUCUUUGGUCUGUCCCAGUAGGAUGUGGUAGGUGGAAACAGAAGCAGAGACCUUGAUUCUGUAAGUCAUGAUUCUAGGUGCAGAUUGACCAUGGAGUUGGACACGUUCAUGAGUAUCUUCUCCCCUGAAUAAGCUCCUUUGUUCCAUCCUCAUGAAGAGCUUCCCCUUUAAGCACUCCAUCACCUUUGAGGAGAGAUAGGUAGGAAGCUCUUGCUGUGCAUUGAUGUAGAUAAGGAGGAAAUGAACACCUGAAAGCACACCACUUACUCAUGAUGUGGGCAUAAGAUACUCUGUCCUGUGACCCUAUCUUACCAUCUUCUGAGAGAACUAUCAUUUUAGGUGAAAUUAGGCAACAUCGAGUCAAUUGUGCACCUGCAGGACCUCAGAGCAGCACAGACCUGUUUGUAGGCACCCUCUUUUCCUCUCUGACAGAAAGGCAUUAGCUUCUGUGUGGUGGUGACUUUCCAAAGCAACCCAAAGAGUAGCCGUGAAGCCGCUGUGUUUCGUAGGCAAACAUGGAGCAUCUCCGUGCAAUUCAGCCACGUGUGAGAUUAGGUUCAUAGAGCAUCAGUGGGGCUUGGGGUUGGUUUUUAUCACUAGUUGCAGAUUUUCUCAGGUUGCACCCAACCAAAUGAAGUCAUUUCCCCCCUUUGAUGUCCUCUUGCUGUUCCUGUUUGAACCCUGUACUCGAUGUAUCAGACACAAUGGUUGAUUCCUGCAUCUGCCGCACGAGUCUGCGACGGGUUUUCUAUGGAUGUAUCUUUAGUAACCCUAAACUUGUCCCUGUGUUUCUCUUCCACUUUUACCACUUUCCAUCUGGAAGGUGGUGUGAAGGGGGACGGUGUCAUGGGGCUAGUUAAAGCAUUAACAAACCUCUCAUUGCUGUGAGGACGGCGUCGAACACCCUCCAGCCGCCUCAUAGCCGCUGCCUUUGCGUUUAUUUCUUCCCCCCCUUUAAAUAGCUUUGAAAAGAGCAUAGUGGGAGAGAAACAAGGAGUAGGUUUGAAGGUGAGAUGAUAUAUCACAGCGUGCUUUCAACUGUCAAGAGCCUUUCAGUUCCUGCACAGCUGUGACACUGUUAAAUGUCUGCAAAUGUCUUCAAGUGGAGAACACAUUUCAUUGCAAUCCUUUCCCCUCACCAGGAAUUCCUGAGAUUUUUGAGAUUAUUAGUUUUGGAAGAUCUUAUCCCACUCUAUUUUUCUAGCAAGCACAACAGCGUUGGCUUAUCCUUGCUUGACCAGGUAUUUAAAAUAAGCAAACCCAGAAUAUCCCCUCGUAAAUGCCACAUUAAAACCAUGUUGGUAAUUGCAGGAAAGCUCAUCUGUAUUUAUAAAAUAAAACUGAUUAGUAUCUCUCAA